This is a messenger RNA of Cetraspora pellucida, 1782 nucleotides long. The record is from the annotation of a GenBank genome assembly. Lineage: Eukaryota; Fungi; Glomeromycota; Glomeromycetes; Diversisporales; Gigasporaceae.
AUGCAAGGCUUUUUUCCGCAUAAUAAGGUAGAGUACUAUGUUUCUUAUUUUGAUUAUUAUCAGCCGGAGGCUUAUAAGCCCGAGAGCAAUACUUAUAUUAGUAAGAAAGUUCAACGCAAUGCCAGCAUUGCCAAAAUGCGGCUGAAAACAUUAAAUUCUCUUUGGUCGGAUGAUUUUGUAAUCGUAGUGGCCUCAGUAGCCGCGAUUUAUGGUUGUUUUAAUCCCGCUUCUUACCAGAGAGUGGUAUUUCGUUUAACAAUUGGUGAAGAGAUUAGGACCGAAAAAAUUCUGGAAGAGUUAGGUCGUCUUGGUUAUCAGGAGGGGAAAAAUCUUGAUGGUGGGAAUUAUCAGACGAGGGAGAGUAGUAUUUUUUUUAUGUUGAAGUGGGAGGAAGAUUAUUACUUUCGAAUAGUUAUUAAAGAUGGCAAAGUUCAGCAAAUAGAAAGGUGGAACAAACAAAUUGGGGAGAAAGUUGAAAGUUUGGUGAAAAUUGCUAUUCCGCCGGCUCAGGAUUACGUUGCUGAUUACGUUAAAGAAGGAGAAACUUUGGGAGUUGAUUUAAAAGAAAAUGUUCUGGCGAAAAUUAGGCAAGAACUAGCCGCAAGAAAAGAGGAAUUGGCAAAAGGAGGCAAAUUUCUCGAAGCUGAAAGGCUAGAGGUUCAAACUAGCCGAGAUUUACAAGAUUUAAGAGACCGGGAUUUUUGUCCGGGCAUUGAAAACUAUGCCCGGUAUUUUGAUGGUCGGCAACCAGGCGAAACUCCUUUUGUCUUAUUAGAUUAUUUUCCGGAGGGAUUUUUGACUAUUAUUGAUGAAUCACACAUUACUAUUCCUCAGGUUAGAGCCAUGUAUAAUACCGACCGAAGACGCAAGGAAACCUUGGUAAAAUACGGUUUCCGCUUGCCUUCGGCUUUUGAUAAUCGGCCGCUCAACCAAGAAGAGUUUUUUCAGAAGCUCGAUUACACUCUUUAUGUUUCGGCCACUCCGGGCAAUUUCGAAAUGGCCAAGGUAAAUUACCAACCGGUCGAACAAAUUAUCCGUCCCACAGGGCUUUUAGACCCAGAAAUUGAAGUGCGGAGUUCCGUUAACCAGAUUGCGGAUAUUAUGCGUGAAAUCACUGAAAAAGCCAGCCGAGGGGAGAAAGUGCUUAUUUAUGCUUUGACUAUCGUCAUGUCCGAGCAAAUUGCUAGUUAUCUCCGCGAGAAAGAUAUUCGGGUAGUAUAUUUACACAGCCGCUUAGAGAUUUUCGAGCGUUAUCAGGCGAUUACUAGUUUACGGCGGGGAGUUUAUGAUGUAAUUGUAGGGAUUAAUUUGUUAAAAGAAGGAAUUGAUUUGCCGGAAGUUUCUUUGGUCUGUAUUUUGGAUGCCGACAAGCCCGGAUUUUUGCGGGAUACCCGUUCGCUAAUUCAAAUAAUUGGCCGAGCCUCGCGAAAUAAAAGUGGUAAAGUCAUUCUUUACGCUGACGAAAAGACGAAAAAUAUGUUAGGUGCUAUCCAGGAAACUGACCGCCGUCGGCAACUGCAAAAAUCUCAUAAUUUACAAAACAAUAUUACUCCCCAAACUAUUCAAAAGCCGGUUAAGGAUAUAGUUUUAGACUCCGCUAUAUCUGUUUUAGUAGAAAAAGCCCAACGAGGGAAAAUGAGUGAAAAAGAGUUGUCAAAACUACGAAAAAAUUUACGGCGGCAAAUGAAAAAAUCCACGCGAGAAUUUCGUUUUGACCAGGCUAUUGUUUUACGUGAUGCUUUAAUAGAUUUGGAAAAAAUUUGGGCAAAAGUUGUGAUUUAA